GUGGCCCCGUCGGGCCAGCUGCCGGUCGGUCACGUGAUCUCCCGCCUGCCCGCCGGUACCUGCGCUCCUGGCUCCUGGCUCCCGCGCCGGGAUGCGGCGGCUCUGCGGUUUCCUGGUGUUGCUCGGAGCCGCUUCCUGCGGCCUCUACCUGCUGUCGGCGCGGCUGCGCCCGGGGGGCCCGCUCGGGGCCGGCAGGUCACUCAAGUUCCCAUCAGACUUGGAGGAGCUGCGAGAGCUUGCAGAGUUUCUACAGUAUUAUAAGCAAGAGCACCAGAGCUAUGUGCUGCUGCUGUUCUGUGCUGCCUACCUCUACAAGCAGUCCUUCGCCAUCCCCGGCUCCAGCUUUCUGAACAUCCUCGCUGGGGCUCUGUUUGGACCAUGGAUGGGGCUCUUGCUGUGCUCUGCUUUGACUUCUGUGGGUGCCACCUGCUGUUACCUGCUCUCCAGGGCCUUUGGGAAACAGUUUGUAGUCUACUGGUUUCCUGAUAAAGUGGCCAUGCUGCAAAGAAAGGUGGAGGAAAACAGGAGCUGCUUAUUUUUCUUCUUGUUGUUUCUGAGACUUUUCCCCAUGACCCCAAACUGGUUUCUGAACCUGGCAUCUCCGAUCCUGAACAUCCCGGUUUCUCAGUUCUUCUUCUCCGUCCUUAUCGGUCUGAUCCCCUAUAACUUCAUUUGUGUGCAGACGGGUGCCAUCCUCUCGCAGAUCACCUCCCUGGAUGCCAUUUUCUCCUGGGGCACGUUACUUAAGCUACUGGCCAUAGCCAUGGUGGCGUUGAUACCAGGGACCCUGAUUAAGCAAUUCAGCCGGACACACCUGAAAUUGGAUGAAAAGGACCAGAGCGUUCGCCUGCUCAAUGGCAAAAAGAGCACAUGAUGGACUGGGUGCAGCAGCUGUUCAGAAUGUCUGAUUGUUUAUUUAUGGGGAUGGUGCAAUCAUCAGCAACCAGAUGAUGUUUUAAGUUGCUGCCUGCACUGCCUCUUCUCUGCACAAGCUAGGGCAGAGGACAACUGCAGUUCUUAAAUCUUUUUAAAUCUA
Mauremys mutica (yellowpond turtle) is the source of this 1036-nucleotide messenger RNA. It is a transcript of the gene TMEM41A, whose product is annotated as transmembrane protein 41A. Lineage: Eukaryota; Metazoa; Chordata; Testudines; Geoemydidae. Bases 92 to 874 code for a protein of 260 amino acids. The transcript is spliced from 5 exons. The record is from RefSeq and is a predicted model, not a curated record.